This is a messenger RNA of Vollenhovia emeryi, 3956 nucleotides long. RefSeq names its product DNA repair protein REV1 (gene Rev1). The coding region runs from base 514 to 3921 and encodes 1135 amino acids. Gene Ontology annotation, molecular function: damaged DNA binding; DNA-directed DNA polymerase activity; deoxycytidyl transferase activity. Gene Ontology annotation, cellular component: nucleus. NCBI's taxonomy places the organism in Eukaryota, Metazoa, Arthropoda, Insecta, Hymenoptera, Formicidae. The transcript is spliced from 7 exons. The record is from RefSeq and is a predicted model, not a curated record. Gene Ontology annotation, biological process: error-prone translesion synthesis; error-free translesion synthesis.
UUGGCGCGAGUCAGGAGUACGUUUCCGGUGGUUGUCGCGCGGUUUCGCCCUGCCGCGUUCUGAAAUUCAAUUUUCUGUCGCGUUGCAAAGUUCCGCGACGGUAAACAGUCCGUCGCGGGAGGAAACGCGGUCGCGCGCAACAAGUGUCGUGUCACGGGACCGAAGAUGAGGCUCAGGGACAUUUCGGUUAAGUUCAAUUCGCGCGGAAGCGACGCGAGCGUGGCGGGUGUCAAAUAUUGAUCUUGUGCAUUUAGAAGCGCGCCGGGUACAAAGAAAUCGUCACGUUGAUUUCUCGCGGUGUAAACGGUAAACAGCGCGUGGCAGAUGACGGAGGGGAGAGACGUCGCUUGGACACGCGGGCGCUUUCUCUGGCGACGAGGAGCCGAUCGACUCGCUCGCCAUGCCGCGCGCGAAUGUCUGGAGACGCGACUCGCCGCGGGUUACCGUUGCCACACAUCUGUCGCGUGAUAAUGAUCGAUAAGGAGAUUUCCGCACGGCGAGAUUAACGCAGUUAUGUCAAAGAAGAAGAGAGGCCACGCUUGGGCAGAGGAUGGCUUCGAAGAGUGGGGCGGGUACAUGGCAGCGAAGAAGGCCAAGCUGCAGGAGCAGUUUCGCGAUGCGGCCAGCAAAGAGUUUAAGGAGUCGUCGAGACUGUUCGAGGGAGUUGCAAUAUUCGUCAACGGUUAUACAGAUCCAGCGUCGGACGAGCUCAGGCGUCUGAUGAUGAUGCACGGUGGAGUGUAUCAUCAUUACAUGCGUCCGAAAAUCACGACUCACAUUAUAGCGUCCAAUCUGCCGUACUCCAAGAUAGUAUUGUACAGAAAGAGCCAGAACCCAAUUCCCAUCUGUAAGCCGCAGUGGAUUGUCGACAGCAUCGCGGCCGGGAGGAUCCUGAAUUUUCAGAAUUAUUUACUUUACUCCAACGGCACUAAUGUGCAGCGUCAGUUGGCGUACAAGUUGAAUGACAAGGAUAAAGAUGCCGCUGGCCCGCUUACGCAUGACAAACGGGAGAGACCUGACGCUCCGGCGAGCACUGUGCGCAGCAACGACGACACGAAUAACGGAAGUUCAUCGAAGCACGCGUUUAAUAAUGCGUCGAAGCAAGAUACAGGCAAUUUCGGUCAAUCCUCGGGUACAAGAUCAAGCGCGCAGUCUACAAAGGAUGCGGAAUUUCUGUCGGCGUUUUACAGCAACUCGAGAUUGCACUACAUCUCCACCAUGGGCACUGCGUUUAAAGACUACGUGAAUGAGUUAAGGGACAAGAGCGACGGAGCGUUUCCCGGUCUUGAGCGUUUGAUAAAAUUAGGACGCGUCAAGAGCGCCGCAACCUCGGCCUGCGAGUCAGAUUCUGAAGACGAGACGGUUUGUUUUACAGACAAAAUCACUGGCAAAGCAAAGCACGAGCAAGAACCCGUGAUAAUGCACAUCGAUAUGGACUGCUUUUUCGUAUCCGUGGGUGUCAGAAAUAGGCCGGAAUUGCGAGGCGUACCGGUAGCGGUGACCCACGCGAAGGGCAACGCGCUCUCGGCGAAUCACGACGGCAGGGAGGAGUUCGGCUCGAUGUCGGAGGUAGCCUCGUGCUCGUACGCCGCGAGGAAGGCCGGCGUGAAGAACGGCAUGUUUCUGGGGGAGGCGUUGAAACGGUGCCCAGAUUUAAAGACGAUUCAGUACGACUUCGAGGGCUACAAGGAAGUUUCGUACGUACUGUACGACACCGUGGCGUCCUACACUUUGGACAUCGAGGCGGUAAGCUGCGACGAAAUGUAUGUCGAUUGCACCAAGAUCCUCGAGGCGUCCGGACUCGCGCCGUUGGAAUUCGCGACUGUGAUUAGAGACGAGAUCAAGCGGAAAACGAAUUGUCCGGUGUCCACAGGAUUUGGUAAUAAUAAGCUGCAAGCGAGACUGGCAACGCGAAAGGCCAAGCCCGAUAAUCAGUUCUAUCUGAGCGCUCGAAACGCAGAGACGUAUAUUCAAGCUUUUAACAUAAGAGACUUACCAGGAGUUGGCGGAACGACAGCGUACAAAUUGCAUAAAAUCAAUGUACAUACAUGCGAGGAUUUGCAGAAGUUGUCGUUGGGGGUUUUACAAAGAGAAUUCGGCAAGAAGAUGGGGGAGCAGUUGUACAAGAUGUGCCGUGGGUUAGACGACACGAAGCUGAAUCUGGAAUACGUUAGAAAAUCCGUGUCGGCGGAAGUUAAUUAUGGCAUAAGAUUCCAGAAUAAUGGCGAUGCUAUCGAUUUCUUGAGCGAAUUAUCUGUAGAGGUGUGCAAUCGACUGACAGCAGCACGUGCAAAGGGUAGAUGCAUCACGCUAAAAUUGAUGGUCAGAGCUGAGGAGGCGCCGAAGGAAGCCGCAAAGUUCAUGGGUCACGGUCUCUGCAAUUACAUCACGAAAUCGAAAAAUCUCAUAACGGCUGUUGACGACGUUAAUAUCAUUAGAAAGGAAAUUAUAAAUAUUUGGAAUCAGUUGCAUUUAACGCCCGAAGAUAUGAGAGGAAUCGGAAUACAAAUAUCCAGACUAGAAAUAUGCAGGGCCAAGCAAGCUAAAAGUAGUUUGGUCAAUUUCUUUAAUAAGACGAGAAAAUUAGAACAAACGGGUGAUAAAAUGUUGGAAGAUCGUUGCGUCUCGGAUUGCUCUGGAGUGCCUUCAACUACAGAAUCAUCACUGGCAAUAAGAAAGGGUUGCGAUACAGAAACUAAUUUGUCGCAGCAAUUGGCAAAAGCCUCUGAAUCGACCGGUGUUGCAAUUCCGGUCGAUGUUCAAAUCGAAUCGUCGAUAUCGGCAGCUAAGUCAAAAAAUAAAAAGUUAUGCAAUCCUAAGGUAAAUGAAAAUGUUACUAAGGUGAAGGAUCUAUUUGGAAAAUCUAGUAAGAAAGUGAUCCAACGACAGACGUCUCAAGAGAAUUUCUUUAGACAAGUGAAACCGAAUGGCGGAAAAUCGUCGAAAUACGAGAUACCGCGAGUGCAAGAUAUCGAUAUGUCCGUGUUAAUCGAAUUACCCGCGGAUAUAAGAAACGAGAUAUUUGACGAGUACAAAAGAAACAAGAGACAAUUUGAAGCUGCAACGAAUGCCGCGAGUACGGUCGAUUCGGUAGAUGAAGCUCCGCGUAACGAAGAAAGUUCAAAUGCACACAAUUGUUCGCAAGUUGAUCCGGACGUUUUAUCAGCUUUAAUGAAAAGCGAUUUGCAUCCCGAUGUGCAACGCGACGUGCAGAUGUACUGCGAUAUGAAAAGAGAAGCGAAUAGAGCGAAUCUCAAAGAGACGAGUGAGAACAGCGACAGCGAGCGAUUGCAAGAAGCUGGUGAGUCUUCAAAGAUCAGUGAUAGUAAGGAGAAUGCGAUACGUAAUGUAAAUAGCAAUUGUAAAAAUAAGGCCGAACGUAAAUCAGAAGAGGACACGAUGCACGCAGGGGACAAACUGUGUGAAAAGGAUGGUACUGUCGAGGGACAGUCUACCUCGCCUCAAGUGAAUCACGUUGAGAUUUCACACAGUAAUGUUGCGAUGGAUAAAGCCGAUACCUUUAUUUUACAGAAUUUAAGUAUUUUACAUAACAACGAGAACGUAGAUAAACACCAGGAAAUGUUGAUUAAUCUUGUGAAUCAUCUCUUCACCCUCCCAUUACAACAGGUAAAACUGCAAAUACAAACAUGGGUUACUAAAUCUAAUGCCGUGAACGAAGUAGACUUUCUGUCAUUAGCGACGUUUCUCAGCAUGCUUCCGGAAAAGAGACGCAUCGAAGAUUUACAUGUCUUGUUGAAGACCAUGUACAGAUGUACAACGAAAACCGGAAACUGCAUUUGGCAUAGAACAUAUAGAAGAACCGUGAAACAUGUUCAACGUUAUAUGCAGAUCGAGUACAAUAACAAUCUAAUGGUACCGUUGAUCAGAUGUAAUGAUUCGAGAUGCAAUAACGAUAAUUGAAUUCUCGUAAAUUUAAUAAAUUAAAUUUCUACUAA